UGGAUUUAGGGUUUGUUCCCGGACUGGGGCAAUGCUGCCAGGUGUAAGGGUUCUUUUGGGUUUGGCGGCUGCCGCUGGGCUGACAGCAGCCUCUGUUCCGGUGGACACAAGCCCUGUCCCUGCAGCAGCGCCAGCAGUGCGUCUCGUAAGGCGCUGGGCACUGCUGUGGUCACGCUGCGCUCUCUGGCUGGUUGUUUCGGCUACACGGCCGCACGGCUGGCCUCCCUUGAGAGGCGCUGGGGUGCCACCCUCAGGUGGAUUUCACUUGCUGUGUUUGAGGGGAAACUGUGUCCCUCAUGCUCAGAGUGCUUUAGGAUAGCACACACCAUGCCGGCUGCUCCGCCCUGGUAGUAACCAGUGUGUUUCUGUUGGUGGUUUCGUUGCGCCGUUCCUUCUUUUGAAUCUCUGAUGCGGAUCGCUUGGGGCCAUUGGUGGAGGCUGAUUUUUGCACCGUGCCUGCUGUGUUGCUUGUCAGUGGUGCAGGAGGGGAGCCGGGCAGCGCUGCCCCACUGCUGCCCCACUGCUGCUUGCUGGGGUAGCCGUGGAGGAAAGAGGCUUGAGGAAGUCCCUUCCCAAGUCCAGCGGAAGCUCAAGAGGUUUUCUGCCAGUGGAGUUCCUGCUCUGGAUGAGGUUGCUGCCAAGCACUGACUUUGUGCAGCCUGUGCUCCUGUUGACUUGCUGCUCUGUGUCACAAAGGGGUUUGUCCGGCAACUGUCUGGUGAACAAGGCUUCCGUGGUGCUUCGCUGUGUGGAUAUUCCAAACCAGGAGAGGGGCGCAAGUUAACAUUUUUGGGGUGAGUUGAGCUUUUUAAGUUUUGGAGCUGACCGAUCCAGCAGAGUUGUGCUUAGGAAACCACACAUCUGGUAUUUGAGGGCUUGUUGCACCCAGAAAUCAAGCAGGCUGCAUCAGUGUGACUCUAGGGAUUGUUCUGCACGACGAAAGCUAAAGUGCGGCAUACGUCAUUAACUCCUGGGCUGUGGGUUAGGCUAGAUGAGCCACAGCUACAAGCCUUCCCACCUCAGCAUCUUCUCUAGUGUGCUUAGGAGAUGAAGCUGUGCCUUGCGGAUGAACUUGGUUUAAACCCAGACUAGACCAUGAGUUAUUAGUGAAAGCCUGAUUGCUGGUAGUUUGAUGCUGCAAUUGUAAUGUUAAUAGGCAGGGAGAGAAGGAUGCGGGAAGGAGGUGUGUGACUUCUGUGAACAGCGACAGCACAGGCGUGUGUGACCCUAGGAAUCCAGGGCACAGCAAAGCCUUUGCUUCUGAUCCAGCCUAUUGGUCUCAGAGGAGCUUCCUAAAGGACAAGAACGGCAUGCUCAUCUCCGCAGGAUCCAGCAGUUCCGUGGGCCAGUACAAGGAUGCAUUUAUGAAGGCAAAUCCAGGGUACAAGUGGUGGCCCACAACAAACCAACCUGUGAAAGCCCGGACAUCCACUGUUACAAACAGGAAAAAGCUAUGGGCCUUUGCUUCAGACUCUGCAAAAGGUUUACCAAGCCUGGGGAAAGCGACAAAAAGUGAAGGAAUGCCGCAGCGUAACUUUGGGACGGCAGGUUUCCUCGAGUACUUGCCAGUCAGAUGCGACUAAUUCUAUGGAAGCUUGUCAGAAGCUGUCCUUG
Messenger RNA from Phalacrocorax carbo (great cormorant), 1614 nucleotides. NCBI's taxonomy places the organism in Eukaryota, Metazoa, Chordata, Aves, Suliformes, Phalacrocoracidae. The record is from RefSeq and is a predicted model, not a curated record.